AUAAAAAAACCCCAACAUUUGCCAUAAUUUAUUUCAGCAAAAAGUCAACAAUCUCUCUCUCUCUCUCUGUGAGGAAUGGGUGGUACUGGUGACAGUUUUGGGGAAUCCAAAGGCCACCUGAUCUUCACAUACGGCACACUGAAGCGAGGUUUUCCGAACCACGGCUUAAUGCAAUCCCUGAUAGACCAGAACGACGCCGUUUUCCUGGGCACCCACGUGACCCUACACUCCUACCCACUCGUCUGCGGACCCAACGGUAUCCCAUACCUGAUCAACCUCCCCGGGUCGGGUCACCGGGUCAAGGGCGAGCUCUACUCCGUGUCUACCCGCGGACUCGGCCGCCUCGACGAGCUGGAGGGCACCGCCCUCGGCCACUACGAGCGGCUCCCCAUUCAGACUCAGGCGGAGGCGGAGGCGUACUACGCGCACCGUAGCUUUGGGGAGGAGCUGUGGGAGAAGAAUGGGAGAGAGGGGUUGAGUGAGUACACAGAGAGAGAGGCGAGUGGGUAUGUGAGAAGAGAGGAUAGGCCUAAGGAUCGGAGUUUUGUUGACGAGGUGCGUUUCUUUUUGUCGUCUUCUUCCUCUGCUCCAAAAUGAUGAUUCUUUUCAAUUUCAUCAGAAGUGAAGAGCAAGUGGGUAUUAAAUAAAAUUUACGAUUAAUUGGUUGUUAGUUUUUUCUUUUCUGUAUUAUCUAUGUGCUUGGAACUGUUUUCGUUGUUAAUGUUGUGAUGGGCGGGUGAGUGUAAAGCACAAAAUGAAUGCUUCGCCUUUGUUUUAAA
This is a messenger RNA of Quercus robur (English oak), 779 nucleotides long. Its product is annotated as putative gamma-glutamylcyclotransferase At3g02910. The coding region runs from base 76 to 597 and encodes 173 amino acids. Gene Ontology annotation, molecular function: gamma-glutamylaminecyclotransferase activity. The record is from RefSeq and is a predicted model, not a curated record. The transcript has a single exon. NCBI's taxonomy places the organism in Eukaryota, Viridiplantae, Streptophyta, Magnoliopsida, Fagales, Fagaceae.